AUGGCAAUUUUGAAUGUAACAUUUUUCUCGAGAGAAACUCUAAUUUUAAUAGUUAUUAGUUUUAUUUUGAUUUAUAUAUGGUUUCAAUACAAGUUCACGUACUGGACAAAAAAAGGUGUUUUCGCACCAAAGCCUACAUUCCCAUUUGGCAACAUUCAAAAUGUGAUAAAACGGAAAGAACAAUUUUUCGAGCCUUAUUGUAGGAAUUACUACAAAUAUAAACACUUACCAUACGUGGGUGUAUACUGUUUCAAUGAACCAGUGCUAAGUAUAAACGAUUUGGAUUUGGCAAAGCAUGUUUUGAUAAAGGAUUUCGAUCAUUUCCAAUCCCAUGGAAUAUUUUCUGGAGGAGCGGGCGAUCCUUUGGCUGGCCAUCUGUUCAACAAACACGGUUAUGCUUGGAAAUCGCUGAGAAAUAAAAUGACAUCUGCUUUCUCGGCUUCUAAGCUCAAAAGUAUGUACCCUUUGGCCGAUAAAAUUGCGAAAGAAUCCUUACUUUAUGCUGACCAUCAUCAAUUAAACAAAGAAGUGUUAAAUAUGACGGAGUUUUACGAAAAAUACACUAUGGAAAUUAUAGGAAGUGUUGGCUUUGGCUUAGAAUGCAAUGGAUUCAAAAAUUCUCAGUCCGAAUUUUAUUUGCGUGGACAUGACUAUUUCGAGCCAUCAUCACUUUAUUGGACAGUUGUAAGAGCUUUAGCCUUUCUUAUUCCCAGUUUCUUCGAAAAAUUAAAGGUAAAGCGAAUAAACCCGGAUACAAUUAGCUUUUUCUAUAAUUUGGUGAAAGAAACUGUGGAGUACAGAACCAAGCAUUGCUACAAGCGCAACGACUUUUUACAAACACUCAUUGAUUUAAAGGAAAACCCGACAUUAUUGGAUAAAGAUGAUAAAAGCUCUUUUACAAUGACGGAUAUAGCUUCAAACACCAUGCUGUACAUGUUUGCUGGGUACGAGACCUCCGCGACCACGGGGCAGUUCGCCGCAUACGAGCUUGCCCUCAACCCUCAUAUACAGGCCAAAGCUCGGGCGGAGAUUACCACAGUCCUCGCUAAAUACGGCGGAGACUGCACAUACGAAGCGCAGAACGAAAUGGUCUAUAUUAAUAUGGUACUCGACGAAACAAUGAGAAAGUAUCCACCAAUGCGAGCGUUGUUCCGAAGAUGUACAAAGGAUUAUAAAAUUCCACACACCGAAAUAGUAAUCGAGAAGGGUACUUUAAUUUUCAUCCCAAUACACUCAAUACAAAUGGACCCAGACAUUUUCUCGGAUCCUGAAAAAUUCGACCCAGAAAGAUUUACGCCGGACAAAAAGAAAAAUAUGCAUCCAUGUCAUUGGAUGCCAUUUGGGGAAGGUCCAAGAAAAUGUUUAGGUCUCCGUCAAGGAUACAUCCAAUCUAAACUAGCCUUAGUAAGAUUGUUGCACAAGUAUGAGUUGGUCUUAGAUGACCGCACAUUAGUUCCAAUGAAGAUAAAGGCUUCGUCACUGGCGUGUGCUGCGCAAGGCGAUAUAUGGAUACGACUUAAGAAAUUAGACACG
Brenthis ino (lesser marbled fritillary) is the source of this 1533-nucleotide messenger RNA. NCBI's taxonomy places the organism in Eukaryota, Metazoa, Arthropoda, Insecta, Lepidoptera, Nymphalidae. The record is from the annotation of a GenBank genome assembly.